AUGGAUUUUAAUAAUAAAUCUCAAACUUAUGACCAUAGCGAUAUACAACAAAUUAUCGAACAUACGAACCAUCUGGAAUGGAUUAAUUUCGAUCAACUUGAAUCAGUCAAUCAACAAGGUGAUUUCAGUCAAAUUUAUUCCGCAGUAUGGAAAGAAGGCCCGAAAUGUAAAUUUGACAAAGAUGCCAAAGUGUGGAUACGUAACGGUCCCACUAAGGUUAUAUUAAGGCGGUUAAAUGCUUCAGUAAAUCAAUUAUAUAAAUAUCGCCGAUGUUUACAAAGUGAUAUACUUGCAGAAUACUUUGGGAUGACUAAAGAUCCAACAUCAAAUUAUAUGAUGGUUAUGAGGUAUUACGAACAAGGAAAUUUAUAUUCCUAUCUUGAUGAAUCAUUGGGAGCCAUUUGCUGGAGAGAUAUCGUAGAAAUAUUGUGGAACAUAUCAGCCGGUCUUAACUUUAUUCAUGAAUGUGGCCUCGUUCAUGGAAAUUUACAUGGAGGAAAUAUUUUGGUUGAAAACGAAGCGGAUUCAAUUGAUGUUAGAAUCUCGGAUACCGGAUUACCCUGUCCCGCUGAUAUAUCGACAAAACAAAUCUACGGAGUAAUACCUUUCGUUGCUCCGGAGAUUUUUAAUGGAAAUAAUCCAACAAAAGAAUCUGAUAUUUACAGUUUUGGCAUGAUUAUGUGGAUGUUAUCAGCUGAUGUGCGCCCAUAUUGCAAUAGAAACCAUGAUUUAACACUUGUUCGGGAAAUCGGUUCAGGCUUAAAACCAAGUGUUGUCAGUGGGACACCACCUGUUUUUGCUAAAUUAAUGUACGAAUGUUUGGAUUAUAAUCCUUCAAAUAGACCAACAGCAUCUCAACUUUACAAUUGUUUAGACAAAUGGGUCACAGCAAUUU
Messenger RNA from Funneliformis geosporum, 895 nucleotides. Lineage: Eukaryota; Fungi; Glomeromycota; Glomeromycetes; Glomerales; Glomeraceae. The record is from the annotation of a GenBank genome assembly.